AUGGACGCCGACGCCCUUGACAACAUGGACGAAUUCUUCGACUUCGCAGCCCUUGAUCAGAACGCAGAUUCUGGAAGCAACCAUGUUCCAAAGCAGGAAAGCGUGCCGUUGAUUCAACCAGAUGAUGUCACAAAUAUCGACUGGGCUGUCGAGCCAGCAGCCCACCAUAGUCCCACGGACGAUUUUCAAUUGAACGACAUGCCCAUGUACGAUGUUAGUCAAUGUUUCUCCACUGGUGGUGUGAGCCAGCAAUGGCCAUCAUCUCACGGAACAGACAGUUUGGUGUCACGCAUGGUUGAGAGAGGUUUAGCUCAGACAACGGACCAAAGUUGGCAAACAGAUAAACCUCAGCAUAUGGCGGGUUCCAUGACAUAUGAUGAGGCAAAUCUCAAUAUUCCAUCAUCAUAUUCACCAUCUCUCGGGUUGACGCAAUGCAACAACGUUCAUGGCAACAAUGGAGGGAGCCCAGCUGACACCCUGGACUAUCGGCUUGAGCAAUCUGCAUCACAGAUCGAUCGGUCAACGAUACCGGCCAACACUUCCUUCCUUCUGAGCCAGGUACCAAUCAGCUCGGUCGCAGCCCAGCAGGAAGCCUUCAGCGGCACUUGGAAACCUGCAUCAGCCAAACGUAAAGGACCCCAAAGUCGCAUUCCGCUCGAAGCGAGGCAAAUUCUGGAAGAUGAAUUUGCGGUGAAUCCAUACCCAUGUACCUGGGAAUUAGAUAUCAUUGCACAUCAAGCCAAUCUCGACGUGAAGAAGGUUCGCAACUGGUUCAAUAACACCCGAGCUCGAAAGAAAUGUGGAGUCUCCACACUAGAGUUGUCAGAUCGCAACUGUCGCGUACUGAAAACAAAACUCUCAAGAGAUAGCCUAGAGAGUCUCGAAAAGCAGGCGAAUGGCGCUAAUCAGCUGCCGCAACCGCCUCUGGCAGUAUAUCUUGCACAGUCGUAUCAAGAAGAAGCAGUAGAGUUGUCUCUAGUACAGGCCGCCAUCGAUGAUAAUUCUCUUAGCGAGAGUAACCCAAACGACGGGUGGUCUGACUCGAGGCAAGGCCGUAGAGGCUCUGUCAUCACAUCUGUUGCGUCUUCCGAAGGCACUGCCCUGACGACUUAUACGGUUUCGUCUAACGGCAGUCGCGGCAAAACUUCGUCUUUUGGUCGUGAUCGAAGGCGGGGUAGACGUCGGAUGGCUUGGAAAGAGUCACCUCGCCAAGCUAUUAAUGGUGUCAACAGUGCGGGUGAACCCCAAAAGGAUCUUUCUUUCUUCUGCACCUUCUGCCCGCGAGCGUUCAAGACGAAGUAUGAAUGGAUUCGGCACGAAGACUCUGUUCAUGCGCUUCGAACUACCUGGAUCUGUUGUGACACGAAGUCAUCUGAGAUACUCGAAGCCUGUCCAUUCUGCGGUCAGACCCAUCCUGAUGACACUCACAUGGCUGGCCACAAAUACCAGCAAUGCAGGAGCAAGCCCGAAUCUCAACGGACUUUCUAUCGCCGCGACCACUUCAUCCAACACAUGCAUCAUGUUCACUUCGCUAACACCAAACACCCAUCGGUACGUGUCGGAUGCCAGGCCCGAUUGUUAGCCGCUCAGGGCCAUUACUUCGGCUGCAAAGAUCUCGCCAUGAAGUGGCGUCGCUUCGGUGCUCCAAUGAAGAAGGACGACCCGAUGCUUCAUUGUGGCUUUUGUGGGAAAAUAUCCAGAGACUGGUCUGAGAGGUGUGAGCAUAUCGCUGAGCACCUCAUCACGCGUGAGCUUGACCGUGCUGUGUGGUGGGGGGAGCGCAAGGAGAACCAUCUGGAGAAUCUAUACUCGACGACACCCUACGAGUCGUUCCGUUGCCGAUACUGCCAGAAAGUGUUUACGGAUGUCAAGGAGAUGAACGAGCAUUCCCAUUGCCGUGUGUGGAGCUGCCGUUUCCUGCGAAGCUUUGACGACGUUGCUGCUGACAAUGCAGGACCACCGCUUUGCCCGGACUUCCCUUCGGCGAAGGCUCACCAUUGCUAUCUUUGCGGUUCCGACUAUCGCACGUUUCAUGUCGAGCAUGCACAGAACUACCAUCGCUAUCGUUCAUGCAAUCAAGAAUUCUAUACGUCGGAAGAGGCCUUCCUCCAGCAUUUACACAACUUUCACGGCGCUUCACAACCUGCGCUACUGCGAGAUAGUAGCGUCAUUGAGCAGAGUUUCAUGCGUAACAAAGGCGCAUCAUUCGAGCCCGUGGAGUUCAAUGAGAGCUGGCAACCUUGCGUCAUGGAUCUUGAUGUAGCGUCUGUUAGUCCGUUUAUUGCCGACAACGCUGCCCCAACUUUGCCUGUCGGGCAGAGAAAGAACCAAGCUCAAGCACGCAAAGCGCUAGCGAUGCCGAAGAAAACCCGCGAUGUUGUUCAGACUUACGACGCGGAUACGAAAAAGGCACAAAGGCCACGGUCGGAUACCACGGUCUCGAAGGCCGAGACUCAUCACCCACGAUUUUUCCGACUCAGUACAUACGUGCCCUUCCGUUCAUCUCGCGUGUUCUUUUCCCGAUCUGCAAAGCCAACGGAUUUUCCGAAAGAUGAUCAUGCUGUUUUGGAAGAGCUAUCGAAACCGCAUGUUGCCACACUAAUCAUGACCGCGGGCACACUCAGUAUGGCUGCUACCCGUUGGUUCAUUCAACCUAAGACACAUGCGCUUGAUGGUCUGAUAGAGCUCACCAUCGAUAGUGAAGGAGACUCAGACUGA
Alternaria arborescens is the source of this 2718-nucleotide messenger RNA. RefSeq lists its product as hypothetical. Bases 1 to 2718 code for a protein of 905 amino acids. The record is from RefSeq and is a predicted model, not a curated record. Gene Ontology annotation, biological process: regulation of DNA-templated transcription. Lineage: Eukaryota; Fungi; Ascomycota; Dothideomycetes; Pleosporales; Pleosporaceae. Gene Ontology annotation, molecular function: DNA-binding transcription factor activity, RNA polymerase II-specific; DNA binding. The transcript has 4 exons.